Messenger RNA from Manihot esculenta (cassava), 1028 nucleotides. Its product is annotated as osmotin-like protein. Gene Ontology annotation, biological process: defense response. The transcript has a single exon. NCBI's taxonomy places the organism in Eukaryota, Viridiplantae, Streptophyta, Magnoliopsida, Malpighiales, Euphorbiaceae. Gene Ontology annotation, cellular component: extracellular region. Bases 60 to 824 code for a protein of 254 amino acids. The record is from RefSeq and is a predicted model, not a curated record.
AAGAGCAAACUCCAGGUCCCUUGUUUUCCCAAGCUUGUUUCUUUAACCAGAGAGCUCCGAUGGCUGCUCCUAAGCCUCCUAUGUUCUUCUCUACCAUUACUGUUACUCUACUGAUCCUGUUCCAAGCUACCCCACAUGGAGUUCAAGGUCUCAUUUUAACCCUAGUCAACAACUGUCCCUUCACCGUCUACCCAGCUAUCCAGCCCAACUCCGGCCACCCAGUCCUCGAGAAAGGAGGCUUUCCCCUCCCCACUCUCACCCACCGCUCCUUCCCAGCCCCUAAUCAGCACUGGUCAGGAAGGAUCUGGGCUCGCACUGACUGCACACACGCCAACGGCAAGUUCUACUGCGCAACAGGGGAUUGCAACCACCAACUAGAGUGCAAUGGUCUCGGUGGCGCCAGCCCAGCUACUCUCGCGCAGUUCAGCCUCCACCAUGGUCACAAAGACUUCUCCUCCUACGGUGUCUCUCUCGUUGAUGGGUUCAACGUCCCCAUGACAAUAACCCCACACGAAGGCACAGGAGUGUGUCCAGUUGUCGGAUGCAGGGCGAAUCUACUAGCAACGUGCCCGGAGAAGCUGCAGUUGAGGUACCCGGCGGGUCAUGGUCGCGUGGUUGCGUGUAAGAGUGGGUGCGAGGCGUUUGGGACGGACGAGCUGUGUUGCAGGAACCAUUACAAUAGCCCACAGACGUGUAGGGCGUCGAGUUUCUCAGAGUUUUUCAAGCACGCAUGUCCUGCCACGUUCACUUACGCCCAUGACAGUCCUUCUCUUAUGCAUGAGUGCUCGUCGCCACGUGAGCUUAAAGUUAUAUUCUGCCACUAAAGCAUCCUGGUAUUUAAUGUUAAUAAUUAACGGUUUUAUUGGUGGCUUUUGUCUGCUAUGGAAGUGUUUUGAGAGUUAAGAACAAGUGUGUGUUUGUCUGAGAGAGGGAGGAGAUUGAUGUGGUAAUUAAUGUAAUGUUUGGGAUUCUAUUUAAUCACUGCAUGUUUAAGUUUUUAAAUAACCACUUCUUGUUUGUUUUUAUCA